Molecule: messenger RNA, 654 nt
Organism: Colletotrichum karsti
Lineage: Eukaryota; Fungi; Ascomycota; Sordariomycetes; Glomerellales; Glomerellaceae
Product: synaptobrevin
Exons: 5
Coding region: 1-654 (217 amino acids)
Biological process (GO): endoplasmic reticulum to Golgi vesicle-mediated transport
Cellular component (GO): Golgi apparatus
Molecular function (GO): SNAP receptor activity
Source: RefSeq, a predicted model, not a curated record
AUGCGCUCUCGUAUAGAUCCUCCGCAACGACACCAAGCCGGCCGUCGAGCUGUGCAGCGAGAUGGAGUUGUCGGCUUACUCAAGGUUCACAAGAACCCGCAGACAAACAUCAGGAGACAGACGAGUGCAACAGCUGACGGUCUUGCGCCCCCCGCGAUAGAUAGCUACGCCGAGUUCAUGUCCCUUUUCUCCAAGAAGGUCGCCGAGUCCACCCGUCCCGGCCAGAGACAGGACAUUGAGGAGGGCGACAACACGUUUCACUGCGUCGGAAGGAGCGAGGGUAUCUGUGGCGUUAUCAUCUCCGACCACCAAUACCCCAGUCUAGUAGCCCACCAGCUUCUCUCCAAGAUCGUCGACGAGUUCCUCACCAAGCACCCCCGCUCCACGUGGGCCACCGGCGAACCCAAGCUCGCUCUCCCCGAGCUCAAGGAGUACCUCACCAAGUACCAAGACCCCCAGCAGGCCGAUUCCAUCCUCAAGAUCCAGAAGGAACUCGACGAGACCAAGAUCGUCCUGCACAAGACCAUCCAGAGUGUGCUGGAGCGCGGCGAGAAGAUCGACGACUUGGUCGCCAAGAGUGACGGCCUGAGCUCUCAGAGCAAGAUGUUUUACCAACAGGCAAAGAAGCAAAACUCGUGCUGCGUCGUCAUGUAA